Messenger RNA from Glossina fuscipes, 1915 nucleotides. RefSeq names its product probable G-protein coupled receptor Mth-like 9. The transcript has 8 exons. Gene Ontology annotation, molecular function: G protein-coupled receptor activity. The coding region runs from base 324 to 1883 and encodes 519 amino acids. The record is from RefSeq and is a predicted model, not a curated record. Lineage: Eukaryota; Metazoa; Arthropoda; Insecta; Diptera; Glossinidae.
AAAGCAAAAAAAAUAAAAAAGAAAGAAAGACCAAGAACUAAAAAAAAAAUUCAGAAUCAGUUUGUCCAACAAAAUGCUAUCAAUUGGAUUUUUUUGCGAAAAUUUUAAUUUUUUUAUUCGCAGACUACUUUGGUAAAGAAUUUGAAGAAAAAAUAUACAAAAGAUACUUUUGUUGCUGAGCAAUUGAAAACGAAAUUCAUUUCUUUAUAACAUUGGGCUGAAUUAGUUUGUGCAGCAAAAGACUUAAAAUUUCCAAAAAAAUAAAAAUGUUUGUUUUUCUGUUUUUUUUUUUUUUUUUGUUAUAUACUUUUGUUUUUAGGUAAAUGAAAAUAUGCAUAAAUAUGAAAUUAUUGCCUAUCGAUCUUCCCACUUUCGUGCUCGCUCUCUUCUCGCUCUGCAUCGUCGUCGUUUCUGCAGCGGCAGCUGAUCAUAAAGAGCCAUGCAACUAUUCCGAUACCGUUAACAUAACUGAUGGCUUACGUCUUAAGGAUGGUUCCUAUUCAUUUGAGGGCUUGCUUAUUUCUCACAAUUUGACGGCUGCAUAUAAUUAUAAAGUCGUCGAUGGCAUUCAGCAUAGUGCUCCUAAGCACAUGCGCGGUUGCGUUUGCCAUUUAAAAUCUUGUAUAACUUUCUGUUGUCCGCCUAAAUUGCAUUAUAACGAGAGUUUACAAAAUUGUUCGGCAAAUGAGGAGCACACGUAUUCCCGCCAAAUGCAUAUUGAUGUUAAAUUUUAUACUGGCAUCGAAGAUAAGGUCAAUAUUAAUGAUAAAUUUAUUGUACGCUACGAGUUUGGAUGCAAAAAUAAAUAUGUGGACCUGAAGAACGAUCGAUUUUGGGAAUGGGACUUAUUUGAGAAUGGCACUCUCCAACGGGAAGGCAAACUUUACUCAACCGAUGAAUAUUGUUUUACGCCAUUGCAAUUUAAGAAAGUGUGGACGUUAAUGCCGUUAACUUGUCAGAGAUAUCAGAGGGGAUUUCGCGUUUGGAUUUAUGCAAUAUGCACGAGCGUUGCCAUUCUAAUAAACACCGGAAUAAUUGUAAUAUUUAUUGCCAUUAAAGAUAUACGCAACAGUAAUUACGGCGAAGGUUUAAUAUUCCAUUUAUUUUCGUUAACAAUAGCUUUAGCACUUUUAGUGUAUUUGUACUUAAAGAAUCCCCUAAAUCUUACAGAAACUGCUUGCCGCAAUGUAGGAUUCUUAGCUUAUUUCUUUUUAAUGUUGUCCUUCUUAAUUCUGAAUAUAAUCAGCGGUAGCUUCUGGGCAACGUUCUCACAAACAAUCAUACAUAGUUGGUUGUUGAAAUUAUUUUAUGGCCUAACAAUAGCAUUGGCUUUUAUACUCAAAUAUUUAGUUAAGACUAUACAAGAUUCACAAAUAGCCAGACAUUUUAAGCCGGGCAUUGGCGAUGAUUUCUGCUGGUUUGAUGUACGCUUAUGGGGCAUAUUGUUGUACGUGUAUAUACCGAUUUUCCUGACAACAGCUCUAAGCCUAUUUUGUAUUGUGAGAACGUAUUGCAAUAUCCACGAUUUGCCCAAUGGAGUGCAAACAGUUUGUGGUAAAGAUUUUAAAAUAACUAAAUAUCAUUUCUAUUCGUACUGUGUGUACAUGUUGGCCGUAGCAUCUGUUUGGAUGCGUGAGAUGUUUGCCUACAUUUUCGCCCGUCAACGAGAACAAUAUUUUGUAAUUGAUUUCUGGAGCGGUAUUUGCAUACUGAUUUUGUCUAUCAUCGGUUUUCUAUUUCUACUCUGUAGUAAUCGUUUCGCUCAACAGUGGUGGACUAUUUAUGUUUCAAAGAAGCGCAAGAGUCCCGACUAUACACUGCCGCCAAGUUUUCGGCCGAGAGGAAGCAACCGUUACGAAACUUAUAGCGAACGUAGACAAUAAAAAAAACAUUUUGUUUAUUGUUAUGUGCAGUA